Molecule: messenger RNA, 1835 nt
Organism: Trichoderma asperellum CBS 433.97
Lineage: Eukaryota; Fungi; Ascomycota; Sordariomycetes; Hypocreales; Hypocreaceae
Source: RefSeq, a predicted model, not a curated record
CGCUGACCUAGCAUCAGAGGGGUGUGUUACCUCAAUCUCGACAGGCAGUCCGUUCGUAAAUCUCCCGGACGUAACAGAGAUAAAGGGUUGGAGAGAUUAUGGAUCACUGGAUGCAUCUCAGUGGGAAAGACACAGAGCAACUAUUAAGGAGUUAUACAUCGAUAAAGGGAAAACGCUGAAGGAUGUUACAGAGAUCAUGCAUCGAGAUUAUGGUUUUAAUGCAACCAUCAAGAUGUACAAAAUUCGAUUGAACAAGUGGGGAUACUUCAAAAACGGUCGAAAAGGCGAUGCCAAGUUAGUAUCGCACACAAAGAGACGAAAACAAGUUGUAAGCAACCUUGUAGGAAGAGCUUUCGGCGAUACGCAACCUAUUGCCUUCAUCUGUGGUACUACACGCCAGACACUGUCCCCUAAGCCUGUCGCACUCCGGGAUCCAGAUGUGUAUGGGGUGCCAAGUCACAUUUUCUCUUCAAUCAGUGCCUAUAUGUGGGGUUCUUAUGAGAGCCAAAGAUGGACAGUCUCUGAGUUUGCAUGCGCUACCUUCUACGAAAACGCCUAUUUUCGGCCUUCUGCAGAGCUGAUAAACUCAAUUGUGUCGCUUACAAACCUUCUCCAGGAACAAAAGUACCAUCAAGCAGGACCUGUGAUGCGGCGGGCAGCUAUACAGAUGGAAAAUGUUUUGCGAGACCAGCCUUUGGACCUCCUCACCUGUCUUUUAGAGAUUGCACUCCGACUUCACUCAACGGCUCCCAAGUUAGCGGUGUUGCUUAUGCGACAUUCCGCAGACAUAGCGAAAAUCUACUUCUCAUCUCCCAAACACCCUGUACGGGUUUUCACACAGCAGCUGGCCAGCCUUGAUAGUGCCGAGCUCGGCGCCCUGGCAGUAGAGGCAUACGCAUGCCAACUGAAGAUCUGGCAGAAUGUCAGGGACAGCAACCCCCGCAACGUUGGCGACAGUCAAGCAGCAGGUUUUGUGUGGAUAACAGGCUUGGCGCUAGCUGGCGAUUUCGAUGAGCUCCCAUCAAGCCUAGUCCCGCGCUUGGAUGACCUGAUGCUGCGAGUAGUCGAGGCCAUGAAAGACUCGGAAUGGUGUACGGAACUACUUCAGUCUCUUGCAGAGAGCGAUCAAAUCCAACUAUUUAUCGGCCAGUCAGAGGGAAACCUCUUGGGAGUGUCCCUGCAGUCGCCCGGCAAACCAACUAAGGUAACCUGUGCUCAGCCUGUCGCUCGCUACAGCCUAGCCCAUCUAAAUGCCCGAUACCGGCCUUUUACAGUCGAAGAUCGGUCUGGGCGCGAGACUAUGGAAAUACAAGGGCUACUUCAGACGGAAAUGGGGUCAUUCUUCAUGGGGAUGGCUAGUGCCCUUGAGGGAUGGCUCAAGGACGUCGGAGAAUACAACAAAGCGGCUGCAGUCGCACAAUAUCGUGAAAAGUUUUUAGCCGCUGGAUUAGCCGAUGUCAUUUCAGUUAUUUAAACUUCCUUAUACCGGAGACAUACAGGUAUUUCAUUAUGGGGAAACAAUUAGGCAGUGGCAUUGCACCAACUCCGUUCCCAUUUUCCCCCAUGUUUACUCCAAUAAUGGCCUUGCAUCAAUUUAAUUGUUUAUAUAGCGGUGCUGGAAAACCCCUUUGAAGCAGUAACUCCUAACUUAUAAGCGCAUAAUUCACUUUUCAUUGAACUUUACUAUAACUUGACGGCAGAAUGAGGAACAUGGGGUUAGAUAUAGCCCAAGAAAGCUAUGCCUUGCCUUGCUAACUAUAGAUUGCUUGAUAAUACGCUUGGCAUAACUUCAAAUAGUACAGACUAUAAUUUCAAGAUUGCCUAAUGAGAUAAUU